GUACUUCCGUUUUCUGUUCCGCCAUUUUAAACGCUCGUCUCUUGUCUAUAAUUUUCGGAUAGAGCGUCUUUAUGGACAAGCUUUUCCUGGCAUAAUAUUUAUUUAUGUAAGAAUGCAAAAUGGAUACGUGGUCGAAUUUGUGCCGAUGCUGCUUAUCGCCAGAUUCUGAAGUGUCAUUAUUCGAUGAGAAAAACGUGACGGAGAAAUUUCAUGAAGUAACUACAGUUGUGGUGAAACACGAUGAUGGCUUGCCACAAAAACUAUGCUUUGAAUGUUAUACGAAAAUGAAUUCAGCAUAUCAAUUCCGUAGGCAGUGUAUUAAGAUGGAUAGUGAAUUGAAAUUGCAAUUGAAUGCAAUACUCAGUGAAAACUACACUGACGACACCAAUAGUGUGAAAAAUCAAAGCUUGGAUGGUGAUGAUAUAGCUGAUGAUCCUAUAAAACAAUUGGAGUCUAUAAUAAAAAAGGAACCUGUAGAUAGUGAUGAUGAUUAUUACUAUGUGCUUGUGAUUGAUGAUCCCAAGGAAAAAGAUGAUGAAAAAGAACUGGAAUCUUCCACACUACUUGCAAAUAUUAAACUAGAGAAUGCAGAGGAAAUGCAAUCACCUCUAGAAGAAAUACAACAAAUAUUAAAUGAACCAAUCAAAGAAAUUCCAGAACCUUCUAACACAUUUAAAGGUCUUGAUUCAAUUGACUCCUUUUUAGUAUCUAACACUAAAGUGCCUAUUAAUGUACCUGCAACAAUACUCGAAAAUGAAGAAGAGAGUCAAGAAAAUUAUGAAAGUUAUACACAUCCAAUGGAAAUGGAGGAAACACAGGAUAGUGCCUCACAAGAUGAAAUACCAGGCAUGGUGACAGAAGAUAAUGAAAUAGAUGAAGAAAAUAUAUCUAACAAUAUUGUAGGCUCCUUACCCACAUCAAAAAGUAUCAUUAAAAUAUUAACAAGUUCAUCUUCAGAUGGAACUAUAAUAUUAAAAAAUAAUGAAAGCAUUCAAUAUUUAACCAAUAAUGAACUCAUAGCAAAUAAUGACAGAUUAGAUGAAGAGCAAGUGAUUUAUUGUGAAGAUGAUAAUACCCAAUAUCAGAUAAUAAAGUGUGAUGGCACAGAAUUAGUCAUUGAAUACUCUGAUGGUGGUCAGGUAGCAACAGUUUUGCAACAAGACGAUGGAACAUUUGUAUGUGAUUGUGGUGAGCAGUUUGAUGAUUUAGCUGAAUAUGAAAAACAUCAAUAUAAACAUAACCCAGCAGGAGAACACCUCUGUAAUUUGUGCGGAAAAGGCUUUGAAUCUGCGGAGAUUUUAACUGGCCAUAUACUGCUGCACAGUUUCACAGGUCUUCUAAUAACAUGUCCAUUUUGUAACCAAGUUGUUAGAAGGAAUACUUUAACACAACAUAUUAAAUAUGGUCACAAUAAUAUCAAGCCACGAUGUGAUUUGUGCUUUAAAACAUUUGCAAACCCCAAUAACUUGAAACGUCACAUGAUGAUACACAAAGGGGUAAGAGAAUUUGAAUGUGACAUAUGUUAUAAAAGGUUCCACCAAAAAAUCACAAUGCAGACACAUAGAAUGACACAUUUGAAUCCAUUUUCAUGCAAUCAAUGUGAUCUAAUAUUCAACAAUAAGACGGAGUUGACAGAUCAUAAGGAUUCUGAAGACUGCACAAAGUCCAAAGUGACAAAAGUAAAGCAGGAAUUAAUGAAAACUGUGAAACAAGAAAUCACUACUAAUCUUGGAAAGUUAUUGGGCUAUGCUUGUUCUCUGUGCAAGAAAAUGUUCUCUGUCGAAUCAGCUUUGGAGCAACAUAUUGAAAGCUCACACAUAGUGGAUCCAACUGAGUUGCUUUGCUCUGAAUGUGGAGAAGUAUUGCCUUCGAAAAAGGAUAUGCAAACACAUAUCCUAAGUCAUAAGAACAUGAAGUUGAAGAGUGUAAAGAGAUUUGAAUGCACAAUGUGUGGGAAGGGUUGUUCUAGUCAGGCAAUGUUGAUAAUGCAUGAGCGUGUGCACACAAAUGAGAGACCAUUCCCUUGCCAACUGUGCUCUCUAAGGUUUAAAACUAAAACACAUCUACGUACACACCAACUCACUCAUACAAGAGAGAAAAAGUUUGGUUGUUCAGUCUGUAUGAAGUUCUUUGCAUUGAAAGGAAAUUUAGUUGUACAUUUGAGAACACAUACAGGUGAACGUCCAUAUGUCUGCACAUUGUGUGGUGAAGCUUUUAUAGAUUCUAAAUACUUGAAGAAACACAAAUUAAAGAAACAUGCUAUUGACAAUGUACCUUGGAAUAAAUAUUAGUAAUUAUAUAUUGUGAAAACCUCCAGAACAAUUGUUGAUGCUGCAUUACAAGAAAUAAGUUUUACCCCAAAUAGGAAUAUUUUUGUACUAUUAUAGGGCCACGGGGUUUGAUGAACUUUAAUCUCUUGUAGAUUAAAACAAGUAACAUAAUAAUAUAUUUACUUAUUCAUAUCACCUCCUCUAAAUAGAGGGAAAACCUCAAUCUAAAAUAAUUACUAAGUUUUAUUAUACAAGUCAAUAUGCUAAUACAUUUGUUAUACCAAUAGAAAAUCAGUUAUUUAUUUUUGCGUAUGUUUUGUUUAUAUUAAUGCAUACAUUAAAUAUAUGUGUAAUAUGCCUAUUACAGUUAGAACUGUGUAUAUUCAUAUGGAUUUUGAAUCCUUUGUAAUAACAUUACUUAAUAUAAAAUCUCAUACUGUAAAUGUUAAAAAUAUAUUUUAUCCCAGUAUACUACUACUAUUUGCAUAAUGGUAUGUGUUACUAAAAUCAAUUCCUAUGUGUAUAUAUAUACAUACAUAUAUAUGUAUAUAUGUUGGUUAAACAUCACACAAACAUGUUUAGUGAAUACAAACUAAGAACAAUUCAAUUU
This is a messenger RNA of Achroia grisella, 2880 nucleotides long. Its product is annotated as zinc finger protein 35-like. The record is from RefSeq and is a predicted model, not a curated record. Bases 120 to 2291 code for a protein of 723 amino acids. Lineage: Eukaryota; Metazoa; Arthropoda; Insecta; Lepidoptera; Pyralidae. Gene Ontology annotation, molecular function: DNA-binding transcription factor activity, RNA polymerase II-specific; zinc ion binding; RNA polymerase II transcription regulatory region sequence-specific DNA binding. The transcript is spliced from 3 exons. Gene Ontology annotation, cellular component: nucleus. Gene Ontology annotation, biological process: regulation of transcription by RNA polymerase II.